Nicotiana attenuata is the source of this 1514-nucleotide messenger RNA. RefSeq names its product putative UDP-sugar transporter DDB_G0278631. NCBI's taxonomy places the organism in Eukaryota, Viridiplantae, Streptophyta, Magnoliopsida, Solanales, Solanaceae. The coding region runs from base 340 to 1302 and encodes 320 amino acids. The transcript has 8 exons. Gene Ontology annotation, molecular function: UDP-galactose transmembrane transporter activity; antiporter activity; UDP-glucose transmembrane transporter activity. Gene Ontology annotation, cellular component: Golgi apparatus. The record is from RefSeq and is a predicted model, not a curated record.
UUUUUUUUUUUCUUUUCACGCCAAAUUCCAAGUUGCUUCCACUUUCACACUCUCCACGCUCCACACUGUUGCCCUUCAACGUGUAUUUCCCGUUCUCUUGAUCCAACAAAACCCAUUUCCCAAUUCCUAUAUACUUUAUACAAAUUUCACUACAUAUUAUGUAAUCAAAAGAAUUUUAGCUUAUUUGCAUUUCAAGACUUGUAAUUCAAACAAGAAACAAAAGGCAGGUUAUUUGAUUUGCUAUUUGGGAAAGAUUAUUUUUAAUAAAGGACUACUAAUGAAGUAAGUUCAAGGCUGUAUUUAAGGUUCUAAGAAUUUCCUUUCUGUUUGUGGGACAACAUGGAAAUUAUGGAUACAAGUCCUUAUUUGAGUUUAUUUUCUGCAUUAUCCUAUGGCAUUGCAUCAAUGGCUAUGGUUUUCAUCAACAAGGCAGUGAUCAUGCAAUAUGCACACUCUAUGACUCUUCUCACAGUCCAGCAAUUAGCAACAGCUUUGCUCAUACACUUCGGUAGAGUCAUGGGAUACACAAGGGCCAGAGGAUUGAAUGCAGAGACUGCGAAGAAACUUUUCCCAGUUUCGUUGUUCUACAAUGCAAAUGUGGGUUUUGCUUUAGCAAGCUUAAAAGGAGUGAAUAUUCCUAUGUAUAUUGCCAUCAAAAGGCUUACACCACUUGCUGUACUAGUAGCUGGAUUCUUUACCGGAAAGGGUAAACCGACAACUCAGGUAACACUUUCUGUUAUACUUACUGCUGCUGGAGUUCUUAUUGCGGCACUUGGAGAUUUUUCCUUUGAUCUUUUUGGAUACAGUUUGGCCUUUAUUUCUGUUUUCUUCCAGACCAUGUACCUUGUGUUGGUGGAGAAAUCAGGAGCAGAGGAUGGGCUUUCAUCAAUUGAGAUCAUGUUUUACAACAGCUUUUUGUCUUUGCCAUUUCUGUUAUUCCUUAUCAUAGCCACAGGAGAAUUUCCAAAUUCUUUAUCUAUUUUAUUUGCAAAGAGUAGUUCAAUAUCAUUUCUUGCAAUUCUUAUUCUUUCAUUGGUGAUGGGCAUUGUCUUGAACUACACUAUGUUCUUGUGUACCAUCGUCAACUCAGCUUUAACUACCACGAUUGUUGGAGUCCUCAAGGGAGUUGGAUCUACGACACUUGGGUUUGUCAUGUUGGGAGGUGUAGAAAUACAUGCUUUGAAUGUCACUGGUUUGGUGAUCAACACAGCCGGUGGCGUGUGGUAUUCAUUUGCCAAAUAUCAACAGAAGAAGAGCAAGUUGCCCAAGAUAAUGUCUGAUAUUGAAAGUCAUCGUAAAUAAAGCUUCCAGAGACUUCAAUUUUUUUAUUUUUUUUUACAAGUUGAGAAUAGAAAACUACAGUUCAAUUCAGCAUUGGUUUUUUCAAGGUAGUAAAGCAUGUGCUAUUCAAAUGUAAUCAGUUAAUAUUAUCUUGACCAUGGACUUGCUGUCACACCUAAACAAUGUAACCCAGUAUUAGAAUUGGAUCAAAUAUUUCCUUGGUUUCCAACAAA